Rotaria sp. Silwood2 is the source of this 906-nucleotide messenger RNA. Lineage: Eukaryota; Metazoa; Rotifera; Eurotatoria; Philodinida; Philodinidae. The record is from the annotation of a GenBank genome assembly.
AUGAAUCAAAAUGUUAAUUCGACACAAGAUAAUAUUCAAACUCAGAAAGAACUUCGUCAAGUGAUAAAUCAUCUUCGAACAUUUGAUAAUAUUGAUGAACGUGAAAAAUACAUUCGAAAGAUUACAAAAGAAAAAGUUGUUCUCAUUGUAUCAGGUUCAUUAGGUCGACAAAUUGUACCUCAACUUCAUGAUCUUUCACAAUUUUCUGCAUGUUAUGUCUUUUGUCAAGAUCAAAAAGCAAACGAACAAUGGGCUAAUAAAUAUCACAAGGUUAAUGGUGUUUUCAUUGAACGUGCUAAACUUGUUGCUAAAAUAUCAAAAUAUCAAGUUGGUCGCAAUAAAGUAGAAGAUGGUGCUUCAAUAUCAGUAAUUACUUCUGGUUCUCAAUCUCUUCAAGUUCGAAAUGCUAUCUUUAUGUGGUUUCAAUUGUUUAUUGAAGUUCUUCUUCGUAUGCAUCAUAAAUCUAAUGAUCGUAAGGAACUUUUAGACAUUUGCAAAAAGAGUUAUAAGGGCAAUCAACAAGAAAUGAAGAUUAUUGAUGAAUUUGAAAAGAACUAUAAAUCAGAAAAUGCAAUAUGGUGGUAUACACGUGAAUCAUGUUUUUAUCGAAUGAUGAAUAAAGCAUUACGUGCACAAGAUUUUGAUAUGUUAUUUGCUCUUCGAUUUUUUAUUACUGAUAUUGCUAAACAGAUAAAAAAUGAACAUGAUAAAUUUAUUCGUACUAGUGAAAAUCGGAAUAAGAUUCGUGUUUAUCGUGGUCAAUUGAUUGGAAAUGAUGAAUUUGAAUUAAUGAAAAAUAGCAUUGGUGAAUUUGUUUCAAUGAAUUCUUUUUUCUCGACAAGUCGUAAUCGACCAACUGCUCUUGAUUUUUCUCGAACUACUGCUAAAACUGAUAAUGUUCAAUAA